AAUUAACAUAUUACCACAUGUUCCAGUCCAGUCUCGCGUGUGAAUAUUUACGUUUAAUACCACAAUGCAAGGAUAUACGUUUCAAAAGAGGCAAAAAGGCCGUCGAUGGAUGAAGUGGAAAAAUGUUUUAAUCGCAGUGAUUUAUCUAGUGUUAGUGUGCAGUAUUAUUAUCGGUGCAAUUUACUUGUAUCCGAGACUUCGUUUAGCUGAACAAGAAGAUGAUAUAUGUUUAACUGAAAACUGCCUAAAGGCAGCAUUGCAUAUAGUAUCUUCCAUGGACGUAUCUCAAGAUCCAUGCUAUGACUUCUACCAAUUCACUUGCGGCAGUUUUAUGGAGAAAGUUCACGAAAAAAAUAGUCCUUCUCAGUAUUACACCCAAAAGUUAAACACUGCGAACAAGUUAAACGCUAUAAUAGCAGAACCAAUCACUGGAGAUGAGGAAGGUAUCUAUUUGCAACAGAAAAAGUUUUACCAAUCUUGUAUGGAUGUGACCGCAAUCGACGAGGAAGGAUUAGAGCCUUUCAUGAAUUUAUUGGGGGAACUUGGCGGUUGGCCAAUUCUGGAGGGUCAGAAUUGGAAAGAGGAGGACUUCAAGUUAAACGAAUUUAUUAUAAAAUGCAUGGAGUUUGGACUACCCUUUCAGUGGUUCUUCGAGUUAACUUUUAACGACAAUAGGCUUGGUAUUCAUCCUCCAAAAAUAAUAAAACAUAAUGGGUAUUAUAAAGAGUCUGCUUACCUUAAUUUAAUGAUUGAAACAGCGAUUGACUUAGGUGCUUCCAGUACUAUAGCACUGAAUGAAAUGGGUAGAAUAUUGGAAUUUGAGAAAGAUCUUGAAUCAAUUGCUGUAAGUCAAGAUAUAACAAUCUUUCCUUUAUAUGAGUUAAAUAGUACUGUUCCUGCACUUCCGUGGUUGGAUUUUUUAAUUAAUGUGGUUAAAGAUUACAUGUACCAAGGAGAUGAUUCCGAAAUUCUUUUAGAUGAGACGUACCUAAGGCAACUCAAUCUUCUACUUGCAGAAACACCUAAAAGAGUCCAAGCUGACUUCAUCAUAUGGAAAAUUGUACAAGAAUUUGGGUUCUACUUAGCCAAACCGGUGAGAGAAAAUCUUUUGAAUUUCACAAACUUAAUGGUACACGAGCAACAGCAAAUUAACACACGUUUCAAAUUUUGUAUCGCAGAAUCCAUCGCAAGAUUUCCUCGUAUAGCAGAAGCACGAUUUAUUCAAAGAUACAUCAAUGAAGAUAGAAUAGAGACUAUUAGAGACAUGAUUUCAAAUAUAAAGAAUCAAUUUGUAAAUCGACUGAAUGCUGCUGAUUGGAUAGAUGAAGGUACGAAAGAAGCGGGGAUAAAUAAGGUGAACAAUAUUGUGGAAAUUAUAAGUCAACAUUCUUUGGAUUUUGAUGAGAACAUUUUAAAGGACUUUCUUAAAUUGAGUGAUCUAGAAUUCACCACAAGUAACCCAAUUGACAUGAUAAGAGAAAAGAAUAAGGACGUACUUAGGCAGCAGUUGGAAACAGAAAAUAUUACCCAAGUAGACUUUCUAACCAAGUUCUUCUUUUCGAAAACAUUCAACAUAUAUGCUGCGUACAUGGAAAGAGAAAAUUUUAUAUUUUUGCCGGCAGGUAUCAUCCAAGACGUUUUCCUUGAUUCAGGCAGACCCAAUUACUUAAAUUACGGAGCAUUGGGUAGCAUUGUAGGUCAUGAAAUUGCCCACGCCUUUAGCAAGGUUGCCACUACCCAUGAUUCUGAGGAAGAGCAAGAAAUCAUCGCUACGUGGUUAAACAGUACCUCUGAGACGAUCAAUGAAUUAUAUUUCCUAAAUACCACUGAUCUAUGGCAAUAUGAUAAUUUGGAAGCUUUGAUCUCAAGAAUGAGGUGUAUAAGUCCUGAACUGGCGACAAGUGAAAACGACGAAACGCUUAUCUCUGAAAAUUUUGCUGACUUGGUCGGCAUCGACGUAGCAUACGAAGCUUACGUAGCAUGGGCAGAACAGUACGAGAAGGAACAGCAACUUCCUGGCCUUUCUUUCUCACCCAGUCAACUAUUUUGGAUACAAUUUGGAGCCGUGAACUGCUACAAACAUUUAGACAGUGUACCGUGGACAGUUGAUAAAGAUACUCAUUCUACCAUGAGAUACAGAGUUAUAAAUGCCCUGAAAAAUUCUGAAAAUUUCGCCAAGGAUUUCGAGUGUCCGGAGGCCAGUGUUAUGAAUCCUUUAGAAAAGUGCCAUGUGUUUUAACUAUAGAGUAUUAUAAUUUUUGUUAAU
Messenger RNA from Anoplophora glabripennis (Asian longhorned beetle), 2266 nucleotides. Its product is annotated as neprilysin-2-like. Gene Ontology annotation, cellular component: plasma membrane. Gene Ontology annotation, biological process: protein processing. Gene Ontology annotation, molecular function: metalloendopeptidase activity. NCBI's taxonomy places the organism in Eukaryota, Metazoa, Arthropoda, Insecta, Coleoptera, Cerambycidae. The transcript has 10 exons. Bases 65 to 2239 code for a protein of 724 amino acids. The record is from RefSeq and is a predicted model, not a curated record.